GGCUCCAAGAUGGCUGACACAGCGUCCGGGGGCUCCGGCACGCGGGCUGGCAGCAAGCAGGCCGGCACUCCUGCCGACAAUUAUCACCUGGCGCGGCGCCGCACGCUGCAGGUCGUGGUCAGCUCGCUGCUCACCGAGGCCGGAUUCGAGAGCGCCGAGAAAGCCGCGGUGGAGACGCUCACCGAGAUGAUCCAGAGCUAUAUCUCGGAAAUUGGGAGGAGUGCCAAGUCCUACUGCGAGCACACAGCCAGGACCCAGCCCACGCUCUCAGACAUCGUGGUGACCCUCGUGGAAAUGGGGUUCAAUGUGGAAACUCUUCCUGCCUAUGCCAAGCGUUCCCAGAGGAUGGUGAUCACUGCUCCUCCAGUGACAAACCAGCCUGUGACCCCCAAAGCCCUGACAGCUGGGCAGAACAAGCCUCAUCCACCCCACAUUCCCGGCCACUUCCCAGAGUUCCCAGAUCCCCACACGUACAUCAAGACACCAACCUACCGGGAGCCGGUGUCUGACUAUCAGGUGCUGCGGGAAAAGGCGGCGUCGCAGCGCAGGGACGUGGAAAGGGCCCUCACCCGCUUCAUGGCCAAGACAGGAGAGACCCAGAGCCUCUUCAAGGACGAUGUCAGCACGUUCCCACUGAUUGCUGCCAGGCCUUUCACUGUGCCCUACCUGACAGCUCUGCUCCCCUCCGAGCUGGAGAUGCAGCAGAUGGAGGAGACGGAUUCCUCGGAGCAGGACGAGCAGACGGACACUGAGAACCUCCCACUGCACAUGAGCACGGAUGAUGCAGGACCUGAGAAGGAGAACACGUCAGUGCUGCAGCAGAACAGCUCCCUGGCAGGCAGCAGGAACGGGGAGGAGAACGUGAUCGACAAUCCCUACCUGCGGCCCGUGAAAAAACCCAAAAUCCGCAGGAAGAAGUGAAGGGGGCACCUGAAAUCCCUUUGGCUGCUCUGAGAAACUCACAGGGGUCAGGAGAGGCAGUCCAGCUGAAGAAGGAUCUCUCUGCAUGGUGAACUCCACCUCCAUCCUGCUUUCCCGUGCUCCCUCUUCCCUCUGCAAGCUGGGAUGGUCCAGGAAAACCACCUGGGAAUUGUCUGGGGGACUUUGGAUUCCACUGUGGGCAGGAUUUAUUUUCUGAAGAGCUGAAGGACCCCGGACUUGGAGGGACUCAGGGCUUGGAUUUGGAGGGCACAGGAGCUGGAGCUGUGGGACACAGGGACUGGAUUUGGAUUUGGAGGACACAGGGGUUGGAUUUG
This is a messenger RNA of Sturnus vulgaris (Common starling), 1256 nucleotides long. RefSeq names its product TATA-box binding protein associated factor 8 (gene TAF8). Gene Ontology annotation, cellular component: transcription factor TFIID complex. The record is from RefSeq and is a predicted model, not a curated record. Gene Ontology annotation, biological process: transcription initiation at RNA polymerase II promoter. Lineage: Eukaryota; Metazoa; Chordata; Aves; Passeriformes; Sturnidae. Gene Ontology annotation, molecular function: protein heterodimerization activity.